AUGAAAUCCGCACAUGUUUACAAAAAGGGCGAGUCCCAACUCGACGUCCAGAUCAAGGACAUUCCCGUCCCCAAGCCAAAUGCCGACCAGGUUCUCAUCAAGGUGGUCGUGUCGGGCACCAACCCCAAGGACUGGAAGUAUUCGAUCCUGGUCAAGGGCUCGCAGGGCCUCAACACGGGCGACGACAUUGCCGGGUACGUCGAGGCCGUGGGCUCCGAGGUGACCGAGUUCAAGGUCGGCGACCGGGUGGGCGCCUUCCAUGAGAUGCGCACCGAGCACGGCUCCUUUGCCGAGUAUGCGAUCGCGCCGGCCAAGACGACGUUCCAUCUACCCAAGUCGACGUCCUUUGAGGAGGCCGCCACGAUCCCCCUAGCAGCCAUGACCGCCGCGGUGGGGCUGUAUUGUCGCCUGGGCCUGCCGGAGCCGUGGGUCGGCGGUGUUUCGCAGGCGCGCAAGGACGCCCUCGCGGGCGGAGUGGUCGUGUAUGGCGCGGCGAGCGCUGUGGGCGCAUUUGCCGUCAAAUUGCUCGUCCGGAGUAAGAUCCAUCCGAUCAUCGCGGUCGCGGGCCGCGGGAUCCCCUUUGUGCAGGGUCUGCUGGACAAAUCCAAGGGCGAUGUCGUCGUCGAUUACCGGAAAGGGGAUGAGCAUGUCGUCCAGGCCCUGCACAGCGCCGUCCCCAGUGGCCAGAAACUCAUGUAUGCGUUCGACGCGGUCAGCGAGAAGGGCAGCUACCAGAAUGUCUGCAAGGUGCUCGAUCCCAAGGGGCACAUCAGUCUGGUGCUGCCCGGGAAGAAGUACGAGGAGAUUCCGGACUCGAUCGACCAGACGCUCACGACCGUCGGGUCCGUGCAUGGAGUGCCGGACGAUCUGAGCGAUUUCGGAUACGCCUGGUUCCGACUCUUCGCCCUGGGGCUCAAGGAGGGCUGGUUCAGCGGGCAUCCCUAUGAAGUCGUGCCGGGCGGGUUGAAUGGCGUGCAGACUGGGCUGGAGAAUCUCCAGCAUGGCAAGGCUAGUGCCGUGAAGUAUGUGUACCGCAUUGAGGAGACCGAGGGUCUUGACCGGAGUAAGAUAUGA
Cladophialophora yegresii CBS 114405 is the source of this 1074-nucleotide messenger RNA. RefSeq lists its product as uncharacterized. The transcript has a single exon. Bases 1 to 1074 code for a protein of 357 amino acids. Gene Ontology annotation, molecular function: oxidoreductase activity, acting on NAD(P)H. NCBI's taxonomy places the organism in Eukaryota, Fungi, Ascomycota, Eurotiomycetes, Chaetothyriales, Herpotrichiellaceae. The record is from RefSeq and is a predicted model, not a curated record.